Molecule: messenger RNA, 646 nt
Organism: Corylus avellana
Lineage: Eukaryota; Viridiplantae; Streptophyta; Magnoliopsida; Fagales; Betulaceae
Molecular function (GO): enzyme inhibitor activity
Source: RefSeq, a predicted model, not a curated record
AUGACCACCAUUGCUUGCUUAAAGGUUUUUCUUGUGCUACUUGUAACUCUCUUCCCAACCCAAAUUCUUGCUCAAAAUGCUGCCUUAGCAGUUUGUGAUCACACUUUGUACAGGGUAUUGUGCAUACAACAUCUUAAAUGGGACCCGGCGAGUAAGUCGGCUACUACUUUUGAAGACGUAGCCAUGAUUAUGCUAAAUCAUGCAACAUCUACAGCAAAACAAAUAAGUGACCAGCUCACAAAACGGCUUGAAGAAGCAACAUCGUCGUCGGGCGGCGAUGCAAUUGCCCUGGUAAAUUGCAGUAAGUACUACCGAGAUGCAAUCGGAAAACUUGCGGAUUCGAGCAAAGCCCUGCAAUCUAGGAGGUACGAUGAUCUUAAGAAUUCGAUGUUGGUUGCCAUGAAGGCAGGUGACAAAUGUGACCAAGACUUCAAGGAAUUUGGAAAAACUGGCAAGUCUCCAUUAGGCGAUCAGGGUCACACAUAUGGCAUGCUUUGCAGCAUUGUCUUGCAAUUGACCAUUCCCAAAUGAAAGGGCGCUAGCUAGCUAUCCCCCACUUCUUCUUUUUUUUUUUCUUUUUUUUUUUCUGUUCUAUAUACCUGCUCUCAUUCACUCGAACUGUUUUCUCAAUUGAAUUUACUAUUUA